Messenger RNA from Megalobrama amblycephala (Wuchang bream), 1188 nucleotides. It is a transcript of the gene rplp0, whose product is annotated as ribosomal protein, large, P0. Gene Ontology annotation, cellular component: cytosolic large ribosomal subunit. Bases 185 to 1135 code for a protein of 316 amino acids. The record is from RefSeq and is a predicted model, not a curated record. NCBI's taxonomy places the organism in Eukaryota, Metazoa, Chordata, Actinopteri, Cypriniformes, Xenocyprididae. The transcript has 8 exons. Gene Ontology annotation, biological process: ribosome biogenesis; ribosomal large subunit assembly; cytoplasmic translation. Gene Ontology annotation, molecular function: large ribosomal subunit rRNA binding; structural constituent of ribosome.
ACAUGUGUAUUGACCAAUCAGCGCACAGAUACGCUCUCCCGCGCCAUUCUGAUUGGAUGUUCUACUGGUACUAAUAUUGUGCCGCUUCCUACAGCGUUCUCUUUCUUUCACGCGUCCCUACCGUGAGAUUUUUCAACCUUGUCUUUAAACCGGCUGUUCACCGAUCCUUGGAAGCACUGCAAAGAUGCCCAGGGAAGACAGGGCCACGUGGAAGUCCAACUAUUUUCUGAAGAUCAUCCAACUGCUGGAUGACUUCCCGAAGUGUUUCAUCGUGGGCGCAGACAAUGUCGGCUCCAAGCAGAUGCAGACCAUCCGUCUGUCCCUGCGGGGCAAGGCCGUCGUGCUCAUGGGCAAAAACACCAUGAUGCGUAAGGCCAUCCGUGGCCACCUGGAGAACAACCCGGCUCUGGAGAGGCUGCUUCCCCACAUCCGUGGGAACGUGGGCUUCGUCUUCACAAAGGAGGAUCUGACUGAGGUCAGGGACCUGCUGCUGGCAAACAAAGUGCCCGCUGCUGCCCGUGCCGGUGCCAUCGCCCCCUGUGAGGUGACCGUUCCGGCGCAGAACACUGGUCUGGGUCCUGAGAAGACCUCCUUCUUCCAGGCUUUGGGAAUCACCACCAAGAUCUCCAGAGGAACCAUUGAAAUUUUGAGCGAUGUUCAACUGAUCAAACCUGGAGACAAGGUGGGCGCCAGCGAGGCCACGCUGCUCAACAUGCUGAACAUCUCGCCCUUCUCUUAUGGGCUGAUCAUCCAGCAGGUGUAUGAUAACGGCAGCGUCUACAGCCCCGAGGUGCUGGACAUCACUGAAGACGCCCUGCAUAAGAGGUUCCUGGAGGGUGUGAGGAACAUCGCCAGUGUGUGUCUGCAGAUCGGCUACCCCACCCUCGCCUCCAUCCCUCACUCUGUCAUCAAUGGAUACAAGAGGGUCCUCGCUGUCGCUGUGGAAACCGACUACUCCUUCCCCUUGGCUGAGAAGGUGAAGGCCUUCCUGGCUGAUCCCACCGCAUUCGCUGUUGCAGCUCCUGCUGCUUCCGCUGCGGUGGAGAAAUCCGCAGCUCCCGCUGCCAAAGAGGAGGCGCCCAAGGAGGAAUCGGAGGAGUCUGAUGAGGACAUGGGCUUCGGCCUGUUUGAUUAAACUGCUGAAUGAACAGUGUCAGUUUAACACCAAUAAAACAUCUGGAAACAUCA